This is a messenger RNA of Phragmites australis (common reed), 887 nucleotides long. Its product is annotated as glutathione S-transferase U10-like. Gene Ontology annotation, molecular function: glutathione transferase activity. The coding region runs from base 89 to 802 and encodes 237 amino acids. Lineage: Eukaryota; Viridiplantae; Streptophyta; Magnoliopsida; Poales; Poaceae. Gene Ontology annotation, biological process: glutathione metabolic process. The record is from RefSeq and is a predicted model, not a curated record. The transcript has a single exon. Gene Ontology annotation, cellular component: cytoplasm.
GAAGCUAGCUAGUACUAAUUGAUCACUGAUUAAGCAGACACACCCCACCCCACACACAGCACCACAGCUAGCUCAUAGCACGACGCUAAUGGCCGGGGUCACGGAGCCGAAAGAGGUGAAGCUGCACGGCGCCUGGGGCAGCGCCCACUCCGCCAUGGCCCGGAACGCGCUGGCGCUCAAGGGCGUGCGUUACGAGUACGUGGAGGAGGACCUGGACAACAAGAGCGAGACCCUGCUGCGCCUGAACCCCGUGCACGGGAAGGUGCCCGUCCUCGUCGUCGACGGCCGGCCGCUCUCCGAGUCGCUCGUCAUCAUCGAGUACGUGGACGGGGCUUGGCACGGCCGAGAGCCGGCACUGCUCCCGCGGGAGCCGCGAGAGCGCGCCGCGGCCAGGUUCUGGGCACGGUUCUUCCACGACAGGGUGUCUCCGCUGUCGCACCCGGUGGUGUUCGCGGCCGGGGAGGCUGAGCGAGCGGAGUUGGUGAGGGAGAUGAAGGAGCGGAUGGCCGUGUUGGAGGCCGGGAUACGGGAGGACUUCCCCUACGGCAGCGAGGGCCCAUUCGUACACGGGCGGAGACCCGGGCUGCUCGACGUCAUACUGGGCUCGUGCGCCGCGGGGAUCCGGUUGCUCUCCGCACUCUCCGGCGAGGAGAUCGUGGAGCCCGGGACGCUGCCGCGCGUGCACGCCAGCGUGACCGCGUUCGACGAGCUCGCCAACGGUUUCCGGACCACCGUGCCGCACGAGCUCCUCCUCGCGCGGCUUCUCGAGAGGAAGGCGAGGCCGCGCGCUGCAGCCGCGUGAGUUACAUGCUCAGGAGUGACUCGGGGUGACGCGUGUAUGCGGAAAAUAAUUCUAUAAAAUUUGGUCUCCUAUAUUUGUGAUUUUA